Phaeoacremonium minimum UCRPA7 is the source of this 1053-nucleotide messenger RNA. Its product is annotated as putative chitinase 1 protein. The record is from RefSeq and is a predicted model, not a curated record. The transcript is spliced from 3 exons. The coding region runs from base 1 to 1053 and encodes 350 amino acids. Gene Ontology annotation, biological process: chitin catabolic process; carbohydrate metabolic process. NCBI's taxonomy places the organism in Eukaryota, Fungi, Ascomycota, Sordariomycetes, Togniniales, Togniniaceae. Gene Ontology annotation, cellular component: extracellular region. Gene Ontology annotation, molecular function: chitinase activity; chitin binding.
AUGUGGGCUGCUCGCCGUCAUGGCGAUGGAAGUGGUAGCUACUCCACCGAGGUGCAUCAUGUACUUGACUGGUGGCCAUUCUGGGCCGAUGUUGGCAAGCUACGCCAGUACUUCACGCCGGAGACCAAGAUCAUGGUCGCCAUUGGCGGUUGGGGCGAUGUAGCGGGCUUCGAGCGCGCUGCUAAGAGCGAGGAAUCGCGCCAGACGUUCGCUGCCAGCGUCGCUAAGAUGGUCGAAACCACGGGCGCUGAUGGGGUUGACAUUGACUGGGAAUAUCCAGGAGGCAACGGGGACGACUACAAGAAGAUCCCCAACUCUAAGAGAGCAUGGGAGAUCGAAGCAUACCCACUCCUUCUCGCUGAGAUUCGAGACGCGCUUGGCAAGGACAGGCUCAUCUCGGCUGCCGUGCCGGGACUUGAACGGGAUAUGAUGGCUUUCACGCGGCUCACGGUUCCGCGGAUCAUGCGCCAUAUCGACUUCCUCAAUGUGAUGACUUACGAUUUGAUGAACCGACGAGACAAUGUCACCAAACACCACACAGGGAUCGAAAACAGCAUCGAAGCAGUUGACGCGUACGUCGCGAGAGGUGCAGCACCGCAAAGCAUCAACCUGGGCUUCGCCUUCUACACCAAGUUCAUCCGUACGGAGCACGACGACUGCGCGAAUGCCGCGUCUCCUCUGGGCUGCAAGACUCUCCUCCUCGAGGAUCCAGACACCGGGGCCGACCUAGGCCGGACCGGCGGGUUUUCGUAUCAUGAUGAAGUCCCAGAAGAAGUCGCAGAGUCGUGGGCGAGGGCGCAGUGGGCAGGUGUUUACGACGAGGAACAAGGGGGAUACUACUACUGGGAUCCUGAGGAAAACCUGUGGUGGACCUUUGACACCCCAGAGGCGAUACUAAAGAAAUUCCCUGCGAUCGUUGAAAAGAAACGACUCGGGGGAGUGUUUGCAUGGGGACUGGGAGAGGAUGCGCCAGGAUUUGAGCAUCUCGCCGCCGUGGACGAAGGUCUCACCGCGCUAAAAAUUCGUAAGGGACUCAUUCGGGAUGAGCUGUAA